AUGAAUGGUGGUGGACUCUGGCCUAAUCAGGCUCAACGAGUGAGAACAUAUACAAAGGUUCAAAAACGAGGGUCAGUAGGAAGAUCAAUAGAUGUUACACGCUAUAGCGGCUAUGAAGAACUGAGAAAUGACUUAGCAAUAAUGUUUGGCACCGAAGGACAGCUGGAGGAUCCACAACCCUCUGAUUGGAAACUCGUCCACACAGAUCAUGAAAACGGUAUGCUGCUCGUUGGUGAUGAUCCUUGGGAGGAGUUUGUGAGCUGCGUGCAAAAUAUAAAGAUACUAUCAUCAGUAGAAGUCCAGCAAAUGAGUUUAGACGGAGAUCUUGCAGCUAACCCAACCACAAAGUAA
Messenger RNA from Brassica rapa (field mustard), 351 nucleotides. Its product is annotated as auxin response factor 19-like. The record is from RefSeq and is a predicted model, not a curated record. Gene Ontology annotation, biological process: response to hormone; regulation of DNA-templated transcription. Gene Ontology annotation, molecular function: DNA binding. NCBI's taxonomy places the organism in Eukaryota, Viridiplantae, Streptophyta, Magnoliopsida, Brassicales, Brassicaceae.